Messenger RNA from Gamsiella multidivaricata, 1539 nucleotides. RefSeq lists its product as uncharacterized. The transcript has 4 exons. The record is from RefSeq and is a predicted model, not a curated record. Lineage: Eukaryota; Fungi; Mortierellomycota; Mortierellomycetes; Mortierellales; Mortierellaceae. Gene Ontology annotation, molecular function: calcium ion binding. The coding region runs from base 97 to 1437 and encodes 446 amino acids.
UCCUGCCUCUUCUUUCCUCUUCCUUCUGUAUUCUGUUUUCUUCAUCCUUGACAAGGCACGAUACCAAGUACCCCCCUCAAACCUUCACCGAUCACCAUGGAGACCGCAGCGCUUCCUCACUACAAGCACGUCAACUGGGAUAGCCCAGAGACCGCCUUUCGCAUGUAUAUCAGUUACGUCUCGUUGUUCUUCGAUGUGGCUGUACUGGCUUACCACUUCUCGACGCCUUUCCAUCCUAAGUUCUAUGUCAAGACGGCGAGAAGACGCGCCCUUCGCCUUCAUAUUUUGAGCGGUUGUCUCGAGAUUCUGGCCUGUAUUGGAGCGUUCUACGCAGAGGAUCCUACUAAUUGGGCGUAUGCGGCGGCAUUCUUUGCGGUCCUUUCUCACGUUCCCUCGACAUUCUAUCAGAUCCCCACGGUCCUAGGGAUCAAGGCCUUCCUGGUGCCAUCGUUGGCGAUAGUCACGGCCCUCCACGGAUACUUUGCGAUCAACCUGGUUAUGAACCCCACGUCGUUCUAUUACCUCCUGUCAACCUACAUGACCGUGCACAUCUAUGCCUGGUCCCGUGUCUUCUUCGCACUGUACUACCGCUUCAAUUUAUUCGCGAACCACCGUUUCUCGGCGGCCAUGUUGACCAGCGGCAUGUUGCUCAUUCCCUCCGUUCUCGGACUGCACGGCAACAUUAUAUUGUUGUCUGGCGUCGUGACCGCCGACAUAAUCCUUCGCAUGACCAAGGACGCUGACUUCUGGGUUUCGUGGACGACAGAGCACCCUCGUGAGUUUGCAUCUUCACCUGAAAAGAAGAUGGUACUGGACGCCCUCAUCACCGCUGCCGAGGUGGCCAAUGCAGUUGAUGCUCUGUCGAUUCAAGAACCCAAGGAUCGCUAUGCAAGCAUCUGUUCCAAGGUGAUGGGCGCUAGUGUACGCAACACUACGCCUCGUGCCAAGGCCAUGACCGUCUUCAAGGCAAUUGAUGUCGACCAUGACAACGAGUUGAGCGUCGCAGAAUUCAGGGACUUUUUACUAGCCUGCGGGAUUUCAGAUAUUGACAUGGAGGGCAAGCUGAUGCUUGAUGCGCUCUUCGCAGACCGUGAGAUUGUGAAAUUUGACGAUUUCUGUGCCUGGUUCACCAAGAACUGGAUUCAUUCCAGCCCGAUCAGCGUCCCGACAAUGCCCAAGACCCCACGUGGCCAAGCUAAGUUGGUCUUUGAUGCCCUGGACUCGGACAGCUCCGGAACAUUGGACGUGGCGGAACUUGAGCACCUGUUGGUCUCGUGGGGCCUGCCUCACAACGAAGCUGCAGCCUAUUUAAAGGAACACGACAGCGACAAGUCGAAUACGAUCGAGUUCCAGGAGUUUUACAAGAACAUGUCGACCGUAUGGAAGUUUGCGAUUCAGUCCUUUAUCGACGAGGGCAAGAUCUUGAUCGAGCCCUAGAAAUCAAAUAUGUAGAGAAUGAAGCAAGCAAGAAAAGCAGGAGCACUCAAAUAUCCCUACGCCGUCUUAUACAUAUUCCUGCAUCUCGGCGUAGGAUCUCUC